UUCAGUCUUGUUAUGUCUCUGCCGUCUCCGAAAGGCUCGAAGGGUGCGACCCAGGCCGAAGUAGUACUGCAGCCACAGCUGAAGAGCUGUCUGGUCAAUCUGCCAUCUUCGCUGGUCUCUGUACUGGUCAAUGCCAACACAGUAGCUCAAAAUGUAGUCGUCGAGCUCAGCUUCCGUCAGCCAGCACCAUCCUUGGAUAAACAGAACACAUCCUCGUCACAGCCACGCUCGAUAUACCUAGGAUGGACGGGUAUGCAAAGCCAGACCAGGUUGGCUCCUAUAGUGUCAAGGAAUGGAAUACAAGGGACAAGAGGAAGCACUGCUAGACAAGACCAAGACGUCGCUACUGUCGAGCUCGAUUCAACUCUGGCAAGAGUCUUGGGUAUAGCCAAUGGCUUGAAGGUUGCUGUCAACCUCCACAUUGAUCCACCCCAAGCGCAUACCGUCAAUAUCGAGCCGCUCACACCAACCGACUGGGACAUCAUUGAGUUACACGCCCGUUUCCUCGAGACCAACUUUCUGUCGCAAGUUCGUGCUCUCCCGAAUCCUGCCUUCUCUGGUGCUCAGAGUCAACGCCAUCCUUUAACCUUGCAUCUUACGCCCACCUCUACCGCAAACAUUCUAGUCACAUCGCUCAGUCCUGCUCCGCCAUCGACCCAAGCCUUUGUCAAAAUCUCGCCCGAUGCCGAAGUUAUCGUUGCGCCAAAGACUCGCCAGCCUCGAAGCUCCGAUCGAUCGAGUCGAAGUGUCGCCAGCACAAGCAGAAAGAGCGCGGGAGGAAGAAGCAAUGCUAGUACCGUUCGACACCCGGCCACACGAGAAGAGCUUCCCACGCGUCCGCCACUCUUCCUGAGAGGUGUCGAUCGUGCCAUGGCCACUGAAUACUUCGACGAAGAUGAUCCUGACGAUGCCGACAAGGAACUACGGAUAUGGUUGGAUAGUGAUCAUCUGCUUUCCAAGAGUCUCAAGGGUCUGACUUGGGUCUCGGUGUCAGUCGUCCGACCUGCGAGCUUGGAGGAGCCUGUCAACCCACAGAAACAGAGCAUGGAUUCUGAGAAAGCAGCUUCCAAAGUUGUCGCACGGUUGUGCACCUGGAAUGAUGCACCAGACAGCCAACAUGCUGCUUUGUCUUCGUUACUCUGUGCCGCCAUGGGUUCUCCAGGACUAGUUGGAGGCAUAGUCAGGAUCGAAGGCGCUCCUCCACAGCUACCCAAAACUGCUUCGGCCAUGAAGAAAGAGUCAAAGGAGAAGGAGUCUGUGGUCAAGACCCUUCGAGUCUUUCCCUUCGGCACUGCUCAGUCAAAUGUUCUGAAGUUUGGUGGUGAAUCUGCUGCUGAGAAAGAGGCUGCCGUACGGAAGUUGAAGGCUAUGUUUGGUGAUGGUCAAGAUGGAUCUGGUCUGCUCGAAGGUCCUUUGACAGAUGGAAUGCUUCUGCCAGCAGAGACCGACAAGAGCAAGGAUCAUGCUUGGCCAGGUGGUAUACUGCGAUUCGACCCUUCACCGAAUAGUACAGAUGAGCACUCUCUGAAAAAGUCUGCAGAUUGGCUGAUGGGUGCUGAGCGCAAGCUGACGAUAGAGGUCCAGCCGGAAAUCGCAAAGCCUUCAGACUUGACACGGGGGACACCUGGUCAUGAGAUACCAGAGUCACCACCAGAAAUGGUCGGCAUCGACACUUUGACAGCGGAGCUUGAAAGCCACCUCUCGCACUCAUCGUCUAUAUUGCUUACAGGAGGCUUGGGCUCAGGAAAGACAUCCCUUGCACAUCUUCUUGCUAACAAACUCCAGAGAGAACGUCUUUAUAACAUCACUUACUUUUCCUGCCGGACACUGGUCACAGACGAGACACGUGUGUCUACUAUCAAAGAGACAUUGCAAAGGGUCUUUGGUGCUGGAGCAUGGGGUGCUAGACUCGGCGGUCGCGCUUUGGUCGUACUGGACGACAUUGACAAGUUAUGCCCUGUAGAGACAGAACUUCAAGUCGGUAACGACAACGGCCGCAGCAGGCAGGUUAGUGAGCUCUUAUGCUCAAUCGCAAGACAGCAUUGCUCUCGAGAUACGGGUGUGGUAUUACUAGCCACUGCCCAAGCUAAAGAGUCUGUCAACAACGUGGUCAUUGGAGGACAUGUUGUUCGUGAUAUCUUGACGCUAAAAGCACCAAAUAAGGAUGGUAGACGCAAAGUUCUCGAGCUUCUGGUACGGCAANAAGACGUUGAGAAACCGAAACACUCAAGAUCACAUAGCGAUGGUGCUGCUUGGAUGGGUGGUUCAGAGGCAGGCGAUCAAGUAAAUGGUGCAGAGGGUUUCGAGGUUGAUCCUUCGAUUGACUUUCUGGAUGUCGCUGGACAGACAGAUGGCUACAUGCCUGGAGAUCUUACCUCUCUUGUCUCGAGAGCACAAAAUGAAGCUCUCAUCCGGAGCGUCUCGGAAAAUACAGAAAAUCCACAGGUCUCGUUGACCAGGGAGGACUUCACAGCCGCGCUCAAAGGAUUUACCCCAGCGUCUCUUCGUGGUGUCACGCUACAGACAUCUACCACUACUUGGUCGUCAAUUGGUGGUCUGCAAGAAACUCGCCAGACUCUUCUGGAAACCCUGCAGUAUCCAACGACAUAUGCGCCUAUUUUCGCACAGUGUCCAUUGCGUCUUCGAUCCGGUCUAUUGCUUUAUGGCUACCCAGGUUGUGGAAAGACGUUGCUCGCAUCGGCAGUAGCUGGAGAGUGCGGCCUCAAUUUCAUCUCAGUUAAGGGACCAGAGAUCCUUAACAAAUAUAUCGGUGCUUCCGAAAAGAGUGUUCGCGAUCUGUUUGACAGAGCAGAAGCCGCACGUCCUUGUGUACUAUUCUUCGACGAAUUUGACAGUAUAGCGCCGAAGAGAGGACACGAUAGCACAGGCGUCACUGAUCGCGUUGUUAACCAGCUCCUUACACAGAUGGAUGGUGCCGAAGGUCUUUCAGGCGUCUACGUCCUCGCUGCCACCAGUCGACCCGAUCUUAUCGAUCCUGCUCUUCUUCGUCCUGGUCGUCUGGACAAGAGUCUGCUUUGUGACAUGCCCAAUAUGGACGACCGUAUCGACAUCCUCCGCGCCGUGACCGGAAACCUCAAAAUCGAACCCAGCAUUCUCGACUCCUCCAACGAGAACCAAAGUCUGCUAGAGAUAGCCCGACAGACACAAGGAUAUUCAGGCGCAGAUUUGCAGGCAGUCAUGUACAAUGCGCAUCUAGAAGCCAUCCAUGAUGUCCUAGGUCCCACCGAAGAACUCGGCAACGGAAGCAACGACAAAUCUUCAUCUUCACGCUCAAAGUCUAAAUACAGAGACUUUACCUACUUCCGCUACGGCGACGAGAAUCUAGGAAAAGACACCUCUGCAAACCCAACACCGCAAUCUCUAGCCGAACGAGCCACUAUCGCUGCGAAGUUAGCUGCUCUGGAAACUGCGCGUAAACGCUCUAAAGCUGCUAACUCCAUCCCCGCAGACACAAGUGUCAAUGGCGUCAAAGAGGAAGCUGCGGAUACACAAGAACCGGUGAUCUCAUGGAGACAUGUAGUCAAAAGUCUAGAGCAGACUAGACCUUCCAUCUCUAAAGCUGAUCAAAGGAGACUAAGCACGAUAUACAAAGAAUUUGUGGUGGGAAGGAAUGGCGAGAUGGCUGAUGGCGAGGCUGGCACUGAGAUUGGAGGACGCUCGACGUUGAUGUAG
This is a messenger RNA of Aureobasidium musti, 3693 nucleotides long. The record is from the annotation of a GenBank genome assembly. NCBI's taxonomy places the organism in Eukaryota, Fungi, Ascomycota, Dothideomycetes, Dothideales, Saccotheciaceae.